Caenorhabditis elegans is the source of this 1253-nucleotide messenger RNA. It is a transcript of the gene F36G3.2, whose product is annotated as GNAT family N-acetyltransferase. The transcript is spliced from 5 exons. The record is from RefSeq and is marked reviewed. Bases 9 to 950 code for a protein of 313 amino acids. Lineage: Eukaryota; Metazoa; Nematoda; Chromadorea; Rhabditida; Rhabditidae. Gene Ontology annotation, molecular function: acyltransferase activity, transferring groups other than amino-acyl groups.
AUAUCAAAAUGAGCGAAGUAUCGUACGACAUUCUUGAGAAUCCAGAGCCAAAUAGCCAUUUAUGGAAACAAUGGAAAAAUCUUGUGGAUACCGAAGGAUGGACUUCUGAUGACAACUCGGUGACCGCAUUAACACCAUCAAUGCCGUCAACACGAAGUGUUUGGGCAGUCUCUAAAACUGCUGAAAAUGACUUUGUUGGAUGCGUUAUUUGGAAUGAGUAUAACAAAAUAUGUUUCCUCGGGUUUUUCCUGUUGGCUCCUGAGUAUCGUGGGAAAGGCGUAGGAUCAGUUAUUUGGGAUAUCGCAAUGUCUCGAAUGCCUGCCGAUCACACACUGGGACUACGAGGAGUACCCAGCAUGGUUGACAAGUACAGAAAGAAAGCAACGCCGUUUGUCGGAGCAACGCUCGAAAACUACAAAAUGAAGGUGGCCGAAUAUCACGCGUCUAUGGAAAAAAUGACAGGAGACAACUUCAAACUCGUUAGUCAUUUGACGCCUGUCGAAUUUGACCAACUGGUGCGAUACGAUAGUGAUGUCAACGGUAGAAACCGCCGAGAAUUCCUGGAACUCUAUUAUAAGCUGGACUGUGUGCUCGGAGUCGUGCUCUUUGACCAGCAUCAUAAAAUCAUUGCUCAUAUUUCUGCUGUCCGCACUUCGCACAAAGAAGACAACGUAUUCAAGAUUGCGCCAUUGUAUGCUGAUUCUCCAAGCAUUGCCAUGUCAGCACUUCGCGUGUUCUCUGGAGUGAUGUUCGAAUUGCAUCCGGAAGCGGACGUCUUGUUCCACUUACUCGAUGUUGGAAGUGGAGCAUUCCUUCAAUCAUUUUUCCAAAGUCUUGAGAUCAUUCCUGCAGUUAGUGGAGUUACUCUUUUCAGUAACGAAUGGCCGAACAAGGGCGAUUUGUCAAAGGUUUUUAUUGCGCAUAACAAUUCUUGUCAUUUUGAUUAUUAAUGACUGUUUCUGUUUUGAAUUUCAUGUUGUAGUAAUAUUUAUUGGUUCUAUGCAAUUAAUUUUCUGAAAACUUCUUUUAAUGUAAUAGCUAAAAGGUUGUGUUGAAUGUUAACUUUUCAUCUAAAUUAUGCUAUUAAUGUCAAAUGUUUUAAAAUUUUAAAUUGUUCCAUUUUUGCUUCUUUUAUCAUUUUAAUGGUUAGUGUAUUCUGGUUAGUGUUUAUUAUUAUCAUUAUACAGCACAAUGCUGAACCGAAUUGGCUUGCUUGAGACAUUUUUAUUUUCUCAAUAAAUCAGAAGAACAAA